Prunus mume (Japanese apricot) is the source of this 971-nucleotide messenger RNA. Its product is annotated as pathogen-related protein-like. The record is from RefSeq and is a predicted model, not a curated record. Lineage: Eukaryota; Viridiplantae; Streptophyta; Magnoliopsida; Rosales; Rosaceae.
UAAAUUCAGGUUUUAAAAAAAACAAAACAAAAAACAAAAGAGUUUAGCAAAUGGCAGCUUCAAGUGCUGAUCAGAAAGAUAAAUAUCGUUCGUAUUUAUAUGGAGAGGGAGAAAAGAACACCAAAUGGAGGUUUGGUGCCCCUCCCAACUAUGAUGUUGUUAACAAGCUCUUCGAAGAAGGCAGAACCAAGAUAUGGCCACCUGGGUCACUCGAAGAAAUGGUACAGAACCUUUUGAAGACAUAUGAAAUGGAGCUUUUCCACAAGGCAUGCGUCGACGACUUCAAAUCAAUAGAUCCAAAAAAGUUCACUCUCAGCCUAAAUGGGAGAAAAGGAUUAGGUUUGGACGAUAUAAAGAAACUGGGUGGAGGCUAUAACCCAUUGCUGCAGUCGUCUCUGCCAGAGGAAUUCCAGAUCUACAAACCAUCUGAGGAAACAGCAGAUUCAUCUCAUCGAGCUUUCACCACUACUUUCCCUCGUGGCUUUGCUGUGGAGAUCCUCCAAGUCUACUCUGGGCCACCACAAAUAGUUUACAAGUUCAGGCAUUGGGCUUACAUGGAGGGCCCUUUCAAAGGCCAUGCCCCUACCGGAGAACUGGUAGAAUUUUAUGGCAUGGCAAUUUUUGGGGUGGAUGAGCAUAUGAAAAUUGUAAGUGUGGAGUUCUUUUAUGAUCCCGGAGAACUUCUUGGAGCCCUGGUGAAGGGUGCUAAAAUUGAAAAUUAUGCUGGAGAGAUGACAACAGGUUGCCCUAUCCUGAGGAGCACAGGGUAGCUAGCUACCUGCAUCUGGAGCUCCCAUGAGAGAAGCAAACAUGAAGCACAUGGGUUAAGAUCGCUAGCUAGCUAGCUAGAACCGGAAAACCUUGUAGCAUAUGCGAUUUGAAUAAAAUAAAAAUAUGACAGCUGCAUUGCCACAUGGUAUGGUCGGUGCAAGUAUGUUAAUAUCAAUAAAUAUUUUCUACUUAUGGUCUGA